Molecule: messenger RNA, 843 nt
Organism: Eublepharis macularius
Lineage: Eukaryota; Metazoa; Chordata; Lepidosauria; Squamata; Eublepharidae
Product: recQ-mediated genome instability protein 2-like
Exons: 2
Coding region: 133-552 (139 amino acids)
Biological process (GO): maintenance of rDNA; regulation of sister chromatid segregation; DNA repair
Cellular component (GO): cytosol; nuclear speck
Source: RefSeq, a predicted model, not a curated record
GGCGCGCGCAGCGGAGAGCGGCCCAUGAGGAGAAGCUGAAUAACGGAAUACGGAGGCAAGGAGUCCGAUUUCGCGGGAAGGAAGUGGACGGGCUGAGGGGGAAAAGUGAAACAGGCAGGAAGGAGGAAUGGCAUGAUGUCAGAAGGCCUCAAUUUGCAGUCUCCACCAGUGAAGGUUCUGGCUGCACAGCUACAACAGUGCUAUCGGGACUGUGAUGGUUUAUGGCUGUUGGCUCGAAAAGAGUAUGGACGGCCCGCAUUGGCAGUUCCCCUGGUAUGGAUGCAGGGCACGAUACUGACUGUGGACCAGGAUGGCAAAGCGGUGAAGAUGCAAGAUGAAAGUGGCUCUUUCACGGUUCAGGGGGCAGACAAGGUCCCCAAAGGGCGGCCUUGCCUCAGUGCGGGGAAGUAUGUGAUGGUGAUGGGACUGGUUCUGUCCUGUAGCCCAGAGCCCAUCCUUCGAGCAGUGAAGAUGACCGCUCUUACGGACAGUGUCUUGCAUAGAAACAUGUGGGGGCUGGAAGUGGAGGAUUUACACAGAAAUCUCCCUUAGUGGUGGAGGCUGCUUCAGUACGCUUGCUUUCCAAAGAAACUGAAGUGCUGAAUAACCUUUUGAUUUUGCCUUUGAAAUAAAUUUUAAACUUUUUCUUUGGAGAACUCGAAUUAGCUGGAGAAAUCCAUCUACUUAAGUUACUGUAGGAAUUGAGAGCAGUGCGGACAGAGGAGUGCAUUUUUGAAUAGUGGACUAUUUCCAGAUAAGUCAAUUUGGAUAAAGCAGCAUCAGUCUGUACAGUGGAAGACUGAUUAAGAGUUGCCCCCAAUAAAAUAUCCAGUGAAAAAAUUA